CUUUGCCAUGAAGCCAUUGAUUUCAUUGGGCAUUACAUCUGGUGAGCCCAGUGGUAUUGGCCCAGAAGUUAGUUUGCAAGCGGCGAGCCUAGUGAUGACAUCGUUGAGCACUUUGGAUUUGCCUUUUCGUUUGGCAUUACACAUUUAUGGCGAUGAAGCUGUUUUAGCGCAAGCGGCAAAGGUUGUUCAGCUUGUGCCACAAUUUACGCAUUGGCUCAGAGCAUCUGAAACACCGAUCAAGAUUGUCCCCAUCGCUUGCCAGCAUGUUGUCCAAGCAGGGCAGCUCAAUGUUCAAAACAGUGCCUAUGUAUUGCGCCUAUUAGAUGAAGUUCUCACCCUCAAUCUUAAAAAGCAGUUAGAUGGUAUGGUGACUGCGCCGAUUCAAAAAAGUGUGAUUCUUGAAGCGGGUUUAGGGACGAUCAACGGUGUUAAAUUCAGUGGACAUACAGAAUAUCUUGCAGCCCACUGCAAUCACUCCGAUGUGGUGAUGAUGUUGAUGGGGCCAACGCUAUUAACACAGACAGAAGUGUCAGAAUGGUUAAAAGUUGCUCUGGUGACAACCCAUAUUCCUUUACAUCAGGUGAGUAGUGGACUUAAUCAAGCGACUAUUGUCAACAAAAUCAAACUGAUUCAUGAUGAUGUAAAAAAAUGGUUGGGCAGACCCCCUCAUAUUGCGGUUUGUGGUUUGAACCCUCAUGCUGGAGAAAAUGGUCAUUUAGGACUUGAAGAAAAAACCAUUAUCGAGCCAGCGAUUACUCAAGCUGUAUCAGAAGGGUUCCAUGUUUCUGGAGCUUAUGCAGCUGAUACUUUGUUUAUUCCGCGCAAUUUGAAGGGUAUCGAUGUGGUGUUAGCCAUGUAUCAUGAUCAAGGCUUGGCACCUUUAAAACUUGCGACGCAGGGUAAUGGCGUGAAUAUCAGUUUAGGUUUGCCUGUCACACGAACAUCUCCCGAUCAUGGUACAGCGUUAGGCAUUGCAGGCAAGGGGCUGGCAGAUCCGACUAGAGGGGUGAUGCGUCAUCAAACUUCCCCCAAAAAGCCAAAGCGCACACUUUCAGGUCAUGCUCCCAAUAAACAAUUAGGACAAAAUUUCUUAGUUGACCAAAGUAUUCUCCAUGAAAUUGUAGCCUGUAUUUCACCCCAACCUGAUGAUCUUAUGCUCGAAAUUGGUCCUGGAUUGGGGGCGUUAACAGAAUGUCUAUUGCCUAAGCUUAAUCAUUUAUGGGUAGUGGAGCUAGAUGUAGGUUUGGCAAAACGACUUGAACGUCAUGAGAAUCUUACUGUUUUUCAAGGAGAUAUUUUGCAGUUUGAUUUUGCAAAGGUGCUAAGGCAAGAGCAGCCCGAGCCUUUGUUAAGAGUGGUUGGCAAUUUACCCUAUCAAAUUUCUUCACCGCUUCUGUUUUAUCUGAUGAAUUGGGCUGAUCGUAUCAAAGAUCAACACUUUUUGCUGCAAAAAGAGGUUGUCGAUCGG
Messenger RNA from Darwinula stevensoni, 1468 nucleotides. The record is from the annotation of a GenBank genome assembly. Lineage: Eukaryota; Metazoa; Arthropoda; Ostracoda; Podocopida; Darwinulidae.